CCAACGCUAAGGUAUCAACCUCUUUUACACUCAUACUCUCAAGGCCACUCAAUGCUUCUACACUUCUACGCCCACGGCCGGCGGUGACCAUGAAAUUACGAGUUAACUAUUGCGAUGUUCCGAAUCCUCGAAUCGCAGGCUCCGGCCAAACAAACGGCUACGGACACCAUCAAUACUCUCAGUAGUCGACUCCAGAGUGCCACUUUGUUGGAGGAUCGAAGAGCCGCCAUCCAAGGACUCAGAAGCUUUUCGAAAACUUACCCAGCUUCUGUUGCUUCGGGCGCACUGCGACCGUUGAUCAGUUGUUUGAGAAAUGACCGCGAAGAUGUGGACACAAUUAAGGUGGUCCUGGAGACCUUGUUGAUGUUGUUCACUCCCGACGAGAAUAGUCCCGAAGCGUCCGACGAAAUCGCUCUCUGGUUGUCAGAUGAAUUCACCCAGCGACAAGACAAUAUCACCGCGCUCCUCGAUCUGCUAGAUACACGCGACUUCUACUCUCGCCUCUAUUCCCUGCAAUUGAUGUUUCAGAUUUCUAGUGCGCGACCGGAAAGGACACAGGAGUGUAUUCUGACUGCGCCUCUGGGUAUCCCGAGACUCGUCAGCGCAUUAGGAGACUCUCGAGAGCCGGUGCGCAAUGAGGCGUUGCUUCUUCUCAUCGCGCUCACGCCAGCAUCGGAAGAAUUCCAGAAACUUGUUGCCUUCGAGAAUGCAUUCGAUCUUAUAUUCUCCCUGAUAGAGGCUGAAGGCGCAUUGAUUCAUGGGUCGGAAGUCGUUGAAGAUUGCCUGGCUUUACUUGCCAAUCUUCUACGGCUCAACAUUUCAAAUCAGUCAUACUUCCGUGAGACGGGUUGUGUCAAGCGACUAGCGAAGCUUCUUGCCGACGCAAAUCAAGACCAGGAGUCCGAAGACCAGACACUGCAAUGGACCUUCGCCCACCGUGAUAAAAAUAUAUGGGGACUGUUGGUCAUUAUCCAGCUUUUCCUUGUAAAGGGAGGAGUCAACACCCCCGCAAACCAGAUGGCUUACUGGAAUCAUGGCGUUAUGGAGCAGGUGCUUAGCACAGCUUUCGGCCAGAGAUUCAAUGUAAACGUGACGGCUAAGGCACUCGCAACAUGCGCAGACCUUAUCCGUGCAAACAAACCACUACAGGAAAGGUUCGGUGAUGUGGAGGUAGUCUGGGGCCCACAAGAGGCCAACAAUGCUGCUGCUAAUGGCACCAUGGAGGUCAAACAGACUCAACCGAUCAAUGUGAUCGAAGCUUUGCUCAAAUUGACACUAGAGCCUGCACCUAUAUCGCUACUAGAUGCACGUCUAGCUGCCUGUGAGUGUGUCAAGGCAUUCUUUGCGAACCAUUCUGGAAUCCGCGUUCAUGUAUUGGGUCGGGCGAUUCAAGGCCAUGUGAGCGGCGAAGACCAGAUUCCGAACAUUCUAUCCGUUCUACUCACCUCACCAGAGUCUCGUGGAAACGCUGAUCCUUAUCAAACCUGGAUGGCGGCUGUACUCAUGUAUCAGUUGCUUUGGGAGAACCCCGAAGCAAAGGAAAUCGCUAUGGGAGUGACCGAGGGUGAUGCUGAACAGGGCGAAGAAGUGGUCACCUGUAUUCAGACUAUAGUGGGAAACCUGAUCACCGGCUUGCAGCGCGGCGAUGAUGAGCGUAUCACCCUUGGGUAUUUGAUGUUGCUUUGCGGCUGGCUAUAUGAGGAGCCAGAUGCUGUGAAUGAUUUUCUGGGCGAGGGCAGCAGCAUUCAGAGUUUACUCCAAGAGGUCAAACAUCGUGGAAUCUCCAAUGUGCUUGUGCCUGGCCUUUGCACAAUCCUACUGGGAAUCAUAUAUGAAUUCUCCUCCAAAGACUCGCCUAUACCUCGCAAGACAUUGCACAAGUUGAUUCUCGAUCAAUUGGGGAGAGAACAAUACAUUGACCGGAUCACCCGGUUUAGAGAAGCUCCCUUGGUACGUGACUUCGAGGUCCUCCCACAAACAGUUGGAGCACAAUCCGAUGGCGGACUGCCGGAGAUCUAUUUCGAUCGGGCCUUCAUCGAAUUCUUGAAGGACAAUUUCAGUCGUUUAACUCGUGCAAUCGACCGAGAGCCCGAAUUGGAAAUAUCCAUCAUCACCAACGGUGUCGAAAGAGGUGUUUCACGUGAGCUAGUUGAUACUCUUCGAGCGGAAAUCGAAGAGAAAGGAAGUGUAGUACAGAAGCUGGAAGAGGACCUGCUUGCUUUGCAGUCAAAGUUUGAGCAAGAGCAAGCAGAACACCGAAAAACUCGAGAUUCUACUGCUGUAGAGUCCACCAAGUCACAGCAAGUUACCGAAUCGCUCAAAAGAAGCCACGAGAAGGAUAUUGCGGCGUUGAAGGAGCAGCAGAAGCGCGACCAAAACGAACUCUCAAGGAAGCAUGAGGAGCAGAUUCGAGCUUGCGAAAAACGCCUUAAGGAAACCGCAGCUGAUUACGAAAGGCAGCUCUAUCACGCCAAGAAGCACCAUGACGGCGAGGCAGCUGAUCUACGGAAGUAUAUCCGGUCUCUGGAAACAGACCUUGCUCGAGUUCGAGACCAGCAUGUAGGCGAGAUUGCUAAACUGAAGGCAACAAUUCAGAAAUUGAGUUCCGAGGCUGAAAAGAUCAAGGGGCAGCAUGUGGCUGAGGUUCUAGACCUCAAUAGCACGAUCCAAUCUCUGCAGUCGGGACUCGAAUCCAACAAAGAACAACACACCGCUGAAAUGUCUGAGUUGCAUAAGACAGCCGGCAAACUCCAGUCCGAGCUCGAGUUGAACAAGCAAAAGCAUGCAUCGGAGUUGUCUGACCUGAAUAAGACAAUCGAGGAGCUGCGGUCUCAGCUAGAAGCUAGCAAAGAGAAGCACGCAGAAUUGUCAGCGCAGAGCGAGACGAUUAGUACUCUCCAGUCCGAAAUCGAUGCACAGAAAGGAAAACACGCCGAGGAGUUAGAGAAGCAUGCAACUUCGCUGUCCGAGCUGCAGAAAACAGUUGAGGACCUCCAGUCGGGCAGCGGUGCCAACACCGAGAAGCACGCGCAUGAAGUGUCUGGCCUCAAUGACACAAUUCAGACUCUGAAGUUGGAUAUUGACAAGAUCAAGCAGCAACACAAGGCCGAAAUUGCCGAGCAUGAGACCACCAAGCAUGGGCUACAGUCCGAGUUGAAGUCGACCAUCGAGAAAUCUACGCAUGACCUGCAAUCCGCGCGCGAUGACAGCUCAGACAAACACGCUGCGCUCGAAAAGAGGAUUGAGAAUGCGGAGAGCGAGGUCGAGCAGGCUAAAGCGGAAGCUCAGAAGACGGCAGCAGCACUGGAAGCCGUACGAAAAGAGCUUGAGAAGGCCCGAUCCGAGGCCAGCGAGAAGGAAGAAGCACGCCAGGCGGCACAGUCCGAACUAGAAGAUCUUCUCAUUGUCUUUGGGGACCUCGAAGCGAAGAGAAACCAGGAUAAGCAACGCCUGAAGGAUCUCGGACAAGAAGUAUCUGAAGCGGAAGAUGAGGACGAAGAUGAUGAUGAGGAGGAGGAUGAAGAGGAUGAGUAGAUUGCAGCGUCGAGGAAGCUGAACUAUGCAUCAGUCCUUAAUGUCGUCGAUGAUAGACAAAAAUAAGAUCCCGUAGCUAUCCAUGAU
Molecule: messenger RNA, 3621 nt
Organism: Aspergillus uvarum CBS 121591
Lineage: Eukaryota; Fungi; Ascomycota; Eurotiomycetes; Eurotiales; Aspergillaceae
Product: putative intracellular protein transport protein (UsoA)
Exons: 7
Coding region: 115-3534 (1139 amino acids)
Biological process (GO): vesicle fusion with Golgi apparatus; transcytosis; intracellular protein transport
Cellular component (GO): Golgi stack; Golgi membrane; ER to Golgi transport vesicle membrane
Source: RefSeq, a predicted model, not a curated record